AUGGUUUUUAGCUCUCCUCCUGCGGAAUGGGCCCUAAAGCAGCUUCGGGAGCUGACCAUUGGCUCUCUGCGCCAAGGUCCUAUCCCCCAGCAUGUCGCGUUCGAGAUGGAUGGGAACCGCCGUUAUGCCCGUCGCCACCGAAUGGAAACCGUUGAGGGUCACCACCACGGUUUUGAAGCUUUAGCUAGAAUUCUAGAAGUGUGCUAUAAAUGCGGCGUUAAGACCGUGACGGUCUAUGCCUUUAGCAUCGAGAAUUUCAACCGACCCAAGUACGAGGUAGACGGUCUAAUGGAGAUGGCCAAAGUCAAGCUCGAGCAACUUGCGCGCCAUGGGGAUAUCCUCGACCGCUACGGCGCCCGCGUCCGCGUCUUGGGCCAACGAAGCUUGAUUCGACCCGACGUAAUGGAGGUCGUCGACCGGGCAGUCAACAUGACAAAAGAUAAUAACCUGGUUGCGCUCAACCUCUGCUUUCCCUACACUUCGCGCGAGGAGAUGACCACCGCAAUGCGGUCAACGGUCGAGGAAUACCUAUCGCCUCCCCUUCCUAAGAGCAACCCGUUCUCGCAAUCCCGCAUCACGCGCAACCUCCUCACGAAGCACCUCGAGUGCAUGUGGCCCGAAUUCGACCUCAAGCAUUUUAUCCCUGUUCUCCUUGAGUGGCAGCGCCGCCAGAAGCAAAAGGCGCGCGAAACUUCGCCCCUUCGGGCAGAGCGUUCUGCCAAAGUCCACCGCGUUGUCGCAUAG
This is a messenger RNA of Parascedosporium putredinis, 744 nucleotides long. Lineage: Eukaryota; Fungi; Ascomycota; Sordariomycetes; Microascales; Microascaceae. The record is from the annotation of a GenBank genome assembly.